AUGUAUUACUACACCAUUACGAUCAUGGUCUUCGGGUUUGCCAAAAAUAUAGCGGACGACAAAGAUUCUCUGAAUUCGGAAUUCCAUAGGUUCGCGGCAGAUACGUGCUUACAGUCCGCACGGCAAAUUGCCAAACUGGUAGAUAUUCAUCGGUCAUCCUGGGGUUUAGAUCUUUUCGUGGUGACGUAUAUUCAGUGGAUCACUGUCUCACUGUUUACAUUGCUGGAGGAUUUAAACGACCCAAUGAAUCGGGAGGCAUUCGCCAGCCUCAGUGUUGCUGCGAAGGUGGCGUCGCGACGUUGGGUUUUAGGAAAAGGUAUGCUACGGGCUGUUCAGGUCACGGCGCGAAAGAUGGAAGUGUCCUUGCCUUCCGAGACUGAUGUGCUCUUCUCGGACUUUGAAAAACAAAGUUGGGGCCCGAAAGAUCGACGAGAACUUAGCAGCUCGUAUCCAAACUUUGCUGUUUCAAUCGGAUCAUUCCAGACUGAUGAAGUCGAACUCGACAAGUUCCUGGAAAAAUGGGACACUCUGGACAUUUCCGAUUCCGGUGAGGUGGACAAGUCACGGUCUCCUGCUGAAUAG
Aspergillus chevalieri is the source of this 582-nucleotide messenger RNA. RefSeq lists its product as uncharacterized. The record is from RefSeq and is a predicted model, not a curated record. Bases 1 to 582 code for a protein of 193 amino acids. Lineage: Eukaryota; Fungi; Ascomycota; Eurotiomycetes; Eurotiales; Aspergillaceae. The transcript has a single exon.